Messenger RNA from Scylla paramamosain (green mud crab), 6433 nucleotides. RefSeq lists its product as uncharacterized. Gene Ontology annotation, biological process: endoplasmic reticulum unfolded protein response. Gene Ontology annotation, cellular component: endoplasmic reticulum. The record is from RefSeq and is a predicted model, not a curated record. Gene Ontology annotation, molecular function: nucleic acid binding; protein binding. NCBI's taxonomy places the organism in Eukaryota, Metazoa, Arthropoda, Malacostraca, Decapoda, Portunidae.
CUCCAGUAUAAAGUUAUGACGGGCAUUGAUCUAGACAUUAUUACCAUUAAUCCCCUCGUUAUUCCGCCCGGCCUAGCUGCCUCACAAACCACCGCCAGAUAUUUACCCCCACCCACACCAGCCUACUCCCUGCAAUAUAUAGUAAGUGUAGGCAUUGAUCUAGGCAUUGUUAUUGUUUUGCCGUUCCAGCCUGCCAUCCCGAGCACACCAGGCGGGGAUUGGCCAACACGUGGCUGUGACGUCACACUCGCCAUGGCGGGAGAGAGUACACACGCCGCUCCGCUCCCUACCAUGUUUUUCAUUUCCCUGGUUAUCGCCGCUACUGUGAUCGUUCUGUUAUGGCUCAUCAAGCGUGCCAAGGAUCAGGGCAACGACACGCGGGAGAAGGGCGCACAGAAGAAGAAACAGGCAGAGAGCAGCACAAGCAAGCAGAUCACCAGUAAAGGAGGCAAAAAGAAGCAGAAGCAAGAGCAGCAACAAACGGCAGCGUGGCGCAAACCAAACACAGUGCAGUUCACACACCCAGAGCUGCUGACAAACCUUAAGGGCCAUACGGGAGCCCUGACAAGUGGUGCAUUUUCCUCCACUGGCAAACACUUCAUUACGGCUGCUGAUGUUGUCAGCGGCUGCCACUUUGACCCGGGAGGCGGCGGCAGCAGGGAGGAGGUGGAGGGGCGGCAGGGGUGCUUCCCGCUGCCCCUGCUGGAGGACACCGCCAGCAGCAGCAGCAGCAGCAGCAGUGGCAGCCUAGACGAGAUAGACACGUCAUCAGUGAGCAGCAGCAGCCACCUGGCAGCCAGUGCCUCGCCCUCUGACGCGGAGGAGGCCGGCAGCACCAAGAUGUCACGGCGCCAGCGCAAGAACAAGAACAAGAGCAAGAAGGCGAAGAGUGGCAAGGCAGAGCAGCAGGGCAGCACCACAGCGGCCUCCACCAGUGCCCUGUUUGAGCGGCUGGCCAAGACAGAGCAGGAGGUGCAUGCACUGCUGCUGCCGCUGUGCUGCGGUGUGGAAGAGCGCGUGCUCAACGGCUAUCCCUUCCCCAGUGGCAGCGGCGUGCACGUGUUCCGCCCCUCAGGCUACACCACACUGGCCGCUGUGCUGGGGGGGGCAGGGGCUCAGGCCCUGCUGGCGGGGGAGACCCAGGCAGCCUCCCACCCCAGCCUGGUGGAGGAGGACGGCCACACCUCAGAUUACUCUGAGCCGGAGUCGCUGACAGAGCACAGCGGUGGCGACUGCUGCCCCGAUGACGGCGACGCACAGGAUGCUUCCUCCGGCAUCAGUUCCGACAGCAAGGAGGGCGAGGCAGACGGCCGGGACUGGUGCGGCUGCGGUGUGGAGUCAGCACUGCAUGGUGAAGGGCCUUGCGCCGUGCUGCAGCGCGUGGAGCGGUGCAAGCGGUGCCGCCAGACCUUCAGCCUGGGGGACAAUGGGUGUCGGCCAUGCCUGCACCACCCCCGCAAGGUGGCACUGCGCCAGGACAGCCAGCUGCGCUACCAGUGCUGCGGCAAGCUGAAGGGUGUGGCGGGCUGCACAGCUGCCCCCAUGCACGUGUACCACAGCCUGCGCUGCGGCCUCAAUGGGCCGCUGGAGGGUUACGCCACGCCACGCCCUGGCCCCACCCGGGUGCUGGGCCUGGAUUGUGAGAUGGUGUACACCUCGGAGGGCUUCGAGCUGGCCCGGGUGACGCUGGUGGCCGUGUCGGGCCUUGUAGUGCUGGAUGCCUACGUGCGACCCAAGGGGCGCAUCUUUGACUACAACACGCAGUUCUCCGGCAUCACGGAGGCGCACAUGGCAGCCGCUGUGACCUUUGCUGAGGCACGGGAGCGGGUGCUGGCCCUGGUGACUGCCAGCACCGUGCUGGUAGGCCACAGCCUGGAGGGGGACCUGGCAGCCCUCAGACUGGUGCACGACAGCGUGGUGGACACGGCACUGCUGUUCAAGGCACCACAGGGCCUGGCUAUGCCUGGCCUGCCCACCAAGCAGUCCCUCAAGAGCCUGGCCAAGAAGUACCUGGGCCGGGACAUCCAGGCACAGACAGCUGGUGGCCAUGACAGUGUGGAGGAUGCCACCGUAGUGCUGGACCUUGUUCUCAGCCAUUUCCUGGAAUCUCACAGAGUGCCCAAGGUUGCGCCACUACCACUGGCACUCAGGAACAUAUACUGCUCUAGGGAGGCGCCGCGCCUCGUAGCUCACUUGCUCAACGCUGCUGUGUGGUGCGGUGUGGGGCUCACUGUCUGGUGGGGUGGGUGGUGUCUGCCGCCCCGGGCAAAGGCCGGGCAGCAAGUAGGUACGAGAUGUAACCCAAUGGGUUGUGACCUCACUCUCCUGGUGUGUGACCGCACAGUGCAGAUCUGGACCACAAAGGACUUCAACCACAAGGAGCACAAGAGCAUCCGAGGGAACAUAGAAUUUGACUUCGCGACCAAGGUGUGCUGGAGCCCCGAUGGGAAGGCUGUCAUCAUUCAUAAGUCAGCCGGCAACACGAUAGAGGUGUACAAGCUCACCAAGAGGCCCGAUGGUUCCCCAGGCAGCCCCCAGGUGUCCAUGACCUUCCCCCAGCAUGACAGGGAGGCAGACGUAAUCGCAUUGGAUGUGGCCGUGACGGGGAAGUUUAUUAUGUCCUGCAACAACAAAAACCAGCUCAUCAUCUGGAGUCUGCGCGGCGAGGUGAUGGAGAUGGUGGACACCAGGCACGGCGACACCUACUCUGCCACCCUGUCCCCCUGUGGCCGCUUUGUAGCCACGACUGGCUUCACCCCAGAUGUCAAGGUGUGGGAGGUCAAGUUUGGCAAGACUGGCAACUUUGAGGGCAUCAAGCGCGCCUUUGACCUGACGGGGCACAAGGCAGGCAUCUACAGCUGCAGCAUCAACAGCGACUCCACCCGCAUGGUGUCUGUCUCCAAGGACGGCACCUGGAGACUCUUCGACACCAACAUUGAGUACCAGAAGGGGCAGCUGGUGUACCUCCUCAAAUCCGGACCAUACGAGAAGAAGCAACAGCCAGCCCUGAUCCGCCUCUCCCCUGACGGCCGCACUAUUGUCAUUGCCUCUGCUGCCUCUCUCACCUUCUUCUCUGCCACCACAGGGGAGGUACUCAACACCAUCGCUGAUAUUUAUGCAGGAAACAUUGUGGACUUGCUGUUCGACCCUGAGAGCAAGCUUCUCCUGACCCUGGGCGACAGACAUGUGAGGGUGUUCCACAAUGUUGCAGGAUACCACGCUACCAUCCAGGACCUGGAGCAGAGCCACCGGAAGGCCACGUCAGCAGCCAUGCGGGACAGAAUCAACCAGCAAGUAAGGGAAGCAAAGAAGGCACUGGAGAUGAUACAGAAAGUGACUCGUGUUAAGACAAAGUAACACCCUGCUUCCCCACCCCCCCACCACCCCAAGCCUCCGCCCCAGCCUGCACCUCAUCCACCACCCACUCCCCCCUUCACCCCAACACCCAAAACCAGCCUCUGCAGUUCCUGAUGAUGUACAAGAUUUUACACCAGUGCUAAUUUGCUAUCUAGGGACUCAAAUGGUGACUUGGCUUAGGGUUAAUUGGCUUGUUAUGUUGUUAUCUAGAUUUCUGUGGUUUUUCUCUAUUUAUUUAUUUUUUCUUUUUUUAAUUAAUUAAUUUAUUUAUUUUAUUUAUUUUUUUUUUUGGUGGGGGCUGACUAAACGAUGACUUAACAAGCGAAUCAACUACACGUGUCAUCCAGGUUUCCAGUGAUCCUCUUUUUGGUGUUUAUUUCUUGUUUUUUCUUUUCUUUUUUUAUAUUUUUUUUUCUUUUCUUUUUUAUUUACUUUUUAUAACUUAUUUUUUUUCUUUUUUUAAUAUAACUGGAUUUCUUUUGUUUUCUUUUACUCUUUUUAUAUAUAAUUUGCUAUUUUUUCUUUUCUUUAUAUAUCUAACUUUCUCUUAUUUUUUCUUGCUUUUUUUAUAAGUAGCUCAGUUUCAUUUAUUUAUUUUUACUUAUUCAAUCACCUUUUUUCAUUUUGUGUGCCUAAGCAGUGACUUAACAAGUAUAUUAAUUGGUGAGCAAUGCGAUCAUCCAGACUCGCUGUGAUUCUCUGUUUGUUUGGGGUUGUCUCGAGUGUUAUUUUCUUUUUUCUAUAACCAACUUUUCCUUUUUUUCUUCCUUUUUUUUAAGCUUACAAAGUAAGCUAGCUUACUUUGUUCAAUUUGAGUGUUUUUUUUUUGUGUUUUUUUAAGGGAAAUGGGUUUGUUUGGGAGUGUGUGUGUGUGGGGUUUGUUUUCUUUAUUUUUAAGCUAUAUUGUUUUCCUCUCUCUCUCUCUCUCUCUCUCUCUCUCUCUCUCUCUCUCUCUCUCUCUCUCUCUCUCUCUCUCUCUCUCUCUCUCUCUCUCUCUCUCUCUCUCUCUCUCUCUCUCUCUCUGUUUUUCAAGUAUCUUUUUUCUUGUCUCUCUUGACUUUUUAUUUAUUUAUUUGUUUAUUUUCUUGUUAAAUUUCUUUUGUUGGUUUUCUAGUUAGUUUCCUUUUUUUAAAUGUUUGUUGUUAAUUUUCUUUUUUUUUAUUUGUUGAUUACCCUUAAUUUUUGUUGACUUGAUUGUUUUCUUGAUUUCCUUGUUGAUUUUUCUUUCCUUCUUGAUUUUUUGUUGAUUUUUUCUUUUUUUCUUUGACAUUAUUUUUGUUUUCAUUUUUCUUUCCUAUCUUGAUUUAAAAAUUUUCUUCCCUUUUAUUUUUUUUCUUGAUUUUCUAUUUUCUUUCUCACAUUUCUUUCUUUCUUCCAGUGAUGCACAUUAGAGAUAACUCACAAUUUUUUUCUCCAUGUAAUCUUCCCUUAUUUCACUGUAUUCCUUUGUUUUCACCCUAAAAUAUACAUAUGGAAGCACCUGUAGCUUUAUUUUCUCAGUAUUUCAACUUCUCUCUUUGGAAACAGUUCAGAUUUGUUUCAUUUUUGACACAUUUUUCAUUAUUUUCUAUCUACCUUCCUUUUCAUCUUUUUUCUUCCUGCCAUACACAUAAUUGUGUGUGUGUGUGUGUGUGUGUGUGUGUGUGUGUGUGUGUGUGUGUGUGUGUGUGUGUGUGUGUGUGUGUGUGUGUAAGUUUUCUUCAUUUCCCCCUUGAUUCUCUGUUUAGAGCAAUUUUCCUCUCUUUUCUUUUUCUAAUUCCUUCCUUUCUUCCAUUCCUUCAGUUUAAGGAGGUUAAUUUUUCUUCCUUCCUUUUUUCUAUUUCUUCAUCUUUAAAGACUAAAUUUCUUCCACUCCUUCAUUUUUCAGGACAAAUUUUCUUCCCUUUCCUUUAUUUUUCUCCUUUUUUCCAUUCCUUAAUUUUUUGGGGUCGGUUUUUCUUACUUUCCCUAAUUUUUGGGAGGGCAACCUUUCUUCCUUUCCUUUCAAACUCUUUAAUUUCUUCCAUCCUUUUGUCUUUCAGGGCAAAUCUUCUUCCUUUUCCCUUCUAACUCCCUUCCUUCCUUCCUUGUGUGUGUGUAUAUGUGUAUGUGCAUGUGCAUGUGUGUGUGUGUGUGUGUGUGUGUCGAGUUAGCCAUGCACUGCCACACGACGACACCUCUCUCUUUAAUGGUAGUACAGGAAACUACCUUCAGGAACACAACACACCUACACACAACACACCAGCUUUGCCAGAUAGGGUUGCCAAGAUGAGGGAGUGAGAGGAGUGAGAUGAGAGAGCGAGAGUAGAAUAUAAGCCUACUAAGACGGGAAUUCUAAGAUCGUGAGACAAAAGGAGUGAAUAAUAUUUAACGAGUUUAGUAAAAUGAGCCCUAAUAUUGUGAGAUGAGGGAAUAACAGGGAGAUGAAGUUCUAAUGACUGUGAGAUUAAGUGAGAGGAGAAAAUGAGCUUAAUAUUACAGACAUUCUAAGAUCAUGAGACAAAUCAGAGUGAAGGAAGAAUAUUUAAUGAGCUUAGGAAAACGAGAUCCCGAAGAGCGUGAGCUGAGGGAGUAAAUAUGAGCUGGAUGAGAUGAGGCUCUUAAUAUUGUUAGAUGAAUGAGCUGGGUGACAAUGUGAGACAAGACUGAAGACUGAGACAAAUAAAAAAACAUAAACGAACAGACAGAUGGUGCAUUUUAGUCUGUCACUUGUAUGAAAAAAGACAUUCUUGUUGCUUAUAAAAAAAAAGAAAAAAAAAUACCCACUUGUUUUUAGUCACUCAUUUGUAAAGAAGGAAAAUAUAUUCAAAGAAAAGACUUGUAAAAUGAAGGCUUGUUGGGGUCACUUGUAAAAAAAAAAUAUAUAUAUAAAAGUAAAAAAAAAAAAAGGGGGGGAGUAGACCUGUAAAAUGUGGUUUUUGUUUGGGUGGCUUGUAUAAAAAAUAAAUAAAUAAAUAAAAAAAUAAUAAUAAAAAUAAAAGUGGACAUUUGCUUUAGUUGCUUGUAUGAAUGUAAGUGACAAAAGGACAGCCUUGUAAAUUUUGGACACUUGCUUUAGUCUGCUGCUUGUGGGAGUGAAAAAGUCAGGAAAAGAAAA